Rhineura floridana is the source of this 5526-nucleotide messenger RNA. RefSeq names its product unconventional myosin-Ie-like. NCBI's taxonomy places the organism in Eukaryota, Metazoa, Chordata, Lepidosauria, Squamata, Rhineuridae. The record is from RefSeq and is a predicted model, not a curated record. Gene Ontology annotation, biological process: actin filament organization; vesicle transport along actin filament. Bases 651 to 3962 code for a protein of 1103 amino acids. Gene Ontology annotation, molecular function: actin filament binding; ATP binding; microfilament motor activity. Gene Ontology annotation, cellular component: plasma membrane; vesicle; actin cytoskeleton. The transcript is spliced from 28 exons.
UGGGACCCUUCUCCCAAAAAAGCAAAGGGUGUAAGACACCACCCCCACCCCCCGGGGACCUUGGACGACUAUACCCCUUUCCCACCUUUGAACCGGCUGCUGCAGUUCCUUCUCUUCCCCAGGAGGGGGCAACCUUGCAUUAGCAUCGCGCCCUCAGCUGCGCCGGUUGCCAUUUCUGCUCCGCCAGGGGGCGCCUGUGAAACUCCCCAUUCUAAUGCAAACUUCAGCCACCCCCCUCCAGCCUGAGAAUCCAAACGCGCACAUGCACGCAGCUCCCAACCUUGCAGCUACCUGUCUGUGCCUGCCUGCCUGCUUCCUCCUCCUCCUGCUGCGCCUCCUGGCCCAGCCCAGCCGGAGAGGAAGAGGGCGAACGGAGCAGGAAUGUUCUGAAGGGAGCAGUUGCUCUCCGUCCUCCUCCCCCCUCCCAGCCGCCACCACCUCCAUCAACUUUGGGGCCGCUUUUGCUUUGGGGGAGAAAGAAAAAGCGCCCCAUCUUCCCGGGGACUUUCUCCCAGCGCCUGCGACGAGGAGCGAGGGAGCCGUUGCGGGCAGCUCAGGCGCCCCGACGAGCCUUUGAUGGGCGCCACCUGCGAAGGCGGGAUAACAACCAGGAACUGAGUCUGGCUGAAUGUUGGCAGUAAAAUUCCACCAUGGUCAGCAAAGAGCGCUACCAUUGGCAGACGCAGAAUGUCAAACAGAGUGGGGUGGAUGACAUGGUACUCCUCUCCAAAAUCAGCGAGGAUGCCAUCGUGGAGAAUCUCAAGAAGCGGUUCAUGGAUGACUAUAUCUUCACCUACAUCGGUCCUGUGCUGAUUUCCAUUAACCCCUUCAAGCAAUUGCCGUACUUCACCGACCACGAGAUCGACAUGUACCAGGGAGCGGCUCAGUAUGAAAACCCUCCCCACAUCUAUGCGCUGGCUGAUAACAUGUACCGGAACAUGCUGAUUGACGGGGAGAAUCAGUGCGUCAUUAUCAGUGGGGAGAGUGGCGCCGGCAAGACAGUAGCGGCCAAAUACAUCAUGAGUUACAUCUCCAAGGUCUCCGGCGGAGGUCCCAAAGUGCAGCACGUGAAGGAUAUCAUCCUGAAGUCCAACCCACUCCUGGAGGCUUUUGGGAAUGCCAAGACCGUGCGGAACAACAACUCAAGCCGAUUUGGCAAAUAUUUUGAGAUCCAGUUCAGCCGGGGCGGGGAGCCAGAUGGAGGCCAGAUCUCCAACUUCCUGCUGGAGAAGUCUCGCGUGGUUAGCCAGAACCCAGGAGAGAGGAACUUCCACAUCUAUUACCAGCUGCUGGAAGGAGCAAGCCCGGAGCAGCGAGAAAAUUUGGGUAUCACCACUCCAGAUUAUUACUACUACCUCAACCAGUCGGCAGCCUACAAGGUGGACGAUGUGGAUGACCACCAGGAGUUUCAGGAGACGCUGACAGCCAUGGGCGUGGUGGGUCUCUCAAGGGAAGAGCAGGCCUUGGUGGUCCAGAUUGUCGCCGGGAUCCUCCAUUUGGGCAACAUCACAUUCCGGGAGUCAGGGAAUUACGCCAUGGUGGAGAGCGAGGACUUCCUGGCAUUCCCCUCGUACCUCCUGGCCAUUGACCAGCAACGGCUCAAGGAGAAGCUGACCAGCCGGAAGAUGGACAGCAAGUGGGGCGGAAGGCAGGAAGUCAUCGAUGUGACACUGAAUGUGGAGCAGGCCAACUUCACCCGCGACGCACUCUCCAAGGCCCUCUACUCGCGCCUCUUUGACUACCUGGUGGAUGCUGUCAACAAGGCCAUGCAAAAGGAUAAUCAGGAAUACAGCAUUGGCGUUCUUGAUAUCUACGGCUUUGAGAUCUUCCAGAAAAAUGGUUUUGAACAGUUUUGCAUCAACUUUGUGAACGAGAAGCUGCAGCAGAUUUUCAUCGAGCUGACGCUGAAGGCUGAACAGGAGGAGUAUGUGCAGGAGGGUAUCCACUGGAACCCCAUUGACUACUUCAACAACAAGGUUGUGUGUGACCUCAUCGAGAACAAAGUGAAUCCUCCGGGCCUGAUGAGCAUCCUGGACGACGUGUGUGCCACCAUGCACGCCAAGGGCGAAGGGGCCGACCACACCCUCUUGCAGAAGCUCCAGUCUGCACUCGGAACCCACCCCCACUUCAACAGCUGGAACAAGGGCUUCGUCAUCCAUCACUACGCUGGCAAGGUCUCGUACGACGUGGAGGGUUUCUGCGAGCGCAACCGCGACGUCCUCUUUACUGACCUCAUUGAGCUGAUGCAGAGGAGUGAGAUCCCCUUCAUCCAAGAGCUCUUUCCGGAAAGCCUCAAUGCAGAGAAGAAAGGUCGUCCCACCACAGCCGGCAGUAAGAUCAAGAAACAAGCCAACAACCUGGUCAGCACGCUGAUGAAAUGCACCCCUCACUACAUCAGAUGCAUCAAGCCAAACGAGACCAAGAGGCCCCGUGAUUGGGAAGAGAGCAGAGUGAAGCACCAAGUGGAAUAUUUGGGCUUGCGGGAGAAUAUCCGGGUGCGCCGAGCCGGCUAUGCCUACCGGCGGACCUUCCAAAAAUUCCUCCAUAGAUACGCCAUCCUGACGCCACAGACCUGGCCAUCUUGGCGUGGGGACAAGAAACAGGGGGUGGUGCACCUGAUGAAAUCUGUCAACAUGGACCCUGACCAGUUUCAGCUGGGCCGGACCAAGGUCUUCAUCAAAGCCCCUGAGUCGCUUUUCCUCCUCGAGGAGAUGCGGGAGCGCCGCUACGAUGGCUACGCCCGUGUCAUCCAGAAGGCGUGGCGCAAGCAUGUGGCAGUGCAGAAAUAUAUCCAGAUGAGGGAAGAGGCAUCCAACAUUGUUUUGAACAAGAAGGAGCGGCGCCGGAACAGCAUCAACCGGAACUUUGUGGGUGACUACAUCGGCCUGGAGACGCACCCGGAACUCCGGCGCUUUGUGGGCCGGCGGGAGCGCAUUGACUUUGCUGACACUGUUGUCAAGUACGACCGGCGCUUCAAGACGGUGAAGCGGGACUUGAUCCUGACCCCCAAGUUCCUCUACCUGAUCGGCCGCGAGAAGGUGAAGCAAGGGCCGGAUAAAGGGGCCAUCAAGGAGGUCUUGAAGAGGCAAAUCGAAGUGGAGAAGAUCCAGUCAGUGUCCUUGAGCACCUUGCAGGACGACUUCAUCAUCAUCCACGAGCCGCAGUACGACAGCGUCCUGGAAUCCGUCUUUAAGACGGAGCUGUUGAGUGUGCUCUAUAAGCGCUAUGAAGAGAGGAUGCAGAAGCAGCUGCUGGUCAAGUUCAGCAACCAGCUGGAGUUCAAGGUGAAGAAAGACGGAUGGGGACCCUGGGGUGCCGCUGGAUCCCGGCAGAUCCAGUUCCAGAUCUGCCAGGGGGACUUAACCCUACUACGCAACAACGGCAAAGUGCUGGUGGUCAGCAUUGGUCCUGGCUUGCCCCGAAACGCCCGGCCUACCCGAAAAGACACCAGGAAGAGCCGGUGCCUUGGCGGGGGCACCUCUCUGGGCUGGAACACCCAGACUGGUACAGGCUCAAAGUGGAACAACCGUGGUGGUGAGGGUGCAGGAACAAGGCCCUCCUUCCAGCACCAUCUCUCCAUGACUAGGCAAGUUAGCAUGGAGCAGCCAAGCUUACCCCGUCAGGGAGCCAGCCGAAGGGCCAAAGUCCUCCCCACUCAGCUCAACCUGGAUUUCAUGAAUGUCCCGGACCAAGGUGUAGCAGGCCUCCAGCGGCGCCUCUCCAAGGAAGCCAAGCCCAUCCCGGGAGGAGGCCGGGCAAAACCCAAACCCCAGCCGAAACCUCAGCCACGCCUUCCCCAGUGCAGGGCCCUGUAUGCAUACGACGCGCAGGACACUGACGAACUGAGCUUCAAUGCCCACGAGUUCAUCGAAAUCAUUAAGGAAGAUCCUUCAGGCUGGUGGCGGGGCCGCAUCCGUGGCAAAGAAGGCUUGUUCCCAGGGAACUACGUCGAGAAAAUCUGAGGCUGCUGGCCCACUCUGUCCUGAGCUGCUAUAGGGGCUUGCCCCCCCCCCAUCCCAGUACUGACCAACUUGCUCUGGACUUUGUCUCAAGGCUGGAGAGUAGGGGAGGGUAUUCCCAGGAGGCUGCAGGCUGGAGAAGAGACUUCUACCAGCAAGAUGAGCUGCUUUGUGGCUGGGUGCUGAUCGGCUGGCUAGGUUAGCAGCCUGAGAAGUACCCACAUUGUCUUCCGUUGUACAAGGAGAAACCAUGUUUAUUUUAUAUAUAUUAAUGACUGCCCUGCUGCCUUAACAGCCAUGCUGGUGAAAAUGCCCAAAUGCCACAACUUUUAGAUCAAGAGUGGAAGAAAAAAGGUUGGAUCUCAUGUUUACCCCCCCCCAGCAGAGAAGGUGUCAAAUUCAUCUAUUGGGGGGGGGGGGAGCUGCAGUUUUUUUAAAGCUUCAAACCAGCAUCAGCAAGAAAGCCUCUGUUGCCCAGGGUCGGGGUUUGCACUCUGCAGUUGCAGAGGCUGAACAAGGUCGCAAGAGUUCCAUGCAAAAUCUCUGCUAGCAAGCAUCCCCAGAGGCCAAGCAAGCACUGUAACACAUGUCUAGAGGUUGGCAUUUUAACAGGGAAGGGACCAUAAAACCUGCAGAUGAAAUAAAUGAUCUACAGCAGGAACCUCUUUUUCUGUAAAUGGAUUUUUGGGCAAUAUAUUGAUGGUGUUUUUUUAGACAGUCUGGGUUGACUUUUCACUGGAAAAGGAACCCAAAGGGAACAUUUUUAUCAUGCAGUCAAGGAACAGCAACAGCUUUAGGGGCUUUUUAAAGAGGUUCAGACAAAUCUAUGGAAGAAGAAGAGGUCUAUGAUCAGCUUUUAUUUAUGUUUACUCACUUAGUUAUAGCAUUCUUGCCCUACUCUUUAGCCAAAAAGAGUGGCUUACAAAUGAGUCAUAAAAACAACAGCCACUAGUAUUGAUGGGAACCUGGUCCCUCCAAUUUCUAAGGCACACAUCCAUCCCAGAAGCAUUGGUGUGGGAAAUGGGAUGCUGAACCUGGUAGGAAUGUUGAUCUGAUCUAGCAGGACUCCUCUUUAAGGCCCUAGGUGGAAAAGGAACAGGGGAUCGCAAACUGAGGCCUGCACACUUCAUGCAAGUGAUCUGCGGCACAUCUGUGGUUAAAGAUAAGAUACGGCAUACCUCUCACAUUACACGUUCUUAUUGAUUUCCGGUUGUAUUUUUAUGGCUUCUUCCAUUUCUUAUAUAUUGUGUUGUUGUUAUACUACACUUUGAAGCCCACCAUGCAAUUCAAAUUGUAAUACAAUUUAUAAGAAAUUAAAACAGCAAGAAAAAUACAUCGGCUAGCCCAGCCUAUUACAGUUGCUACCACAGGCAAAAAAUCAUUAAGUGCUCUGCCAGGACCCUCAGCAGUUUUCAAAUCAUCUGUGAAGAAAAAACACACAAAUGUUUGGGAACCACUGCUUUAGAAGACAAAAUAUUAAUGAAUGGGAACUAGGCCUCGGUUAGAGGGAGGAGGCUCUGAGAAGGGAUGGCUUGCCUUCUAAAACUUCUCUGUGCCCUCAGUUUUU